This is a messenger RNA of Lotus japonicus, 983 nucleotides long. RefSeq lists its product as uncharacterized. The transcript is spliced from 7 exons. The record is from RefSeq and is a predicted model, not a curated record. Lineage: Eukaryota; Viridiplantae; Streptophyta; Magnoliopsida; Fabales; Fabaceae. Gene Ontology annotation, molecular function: RNA methyltransferase activity; RNA binding. Bases 102 to 881 code for a protein of 259 amino acids. Gene Ontology annotation, biological process: wobble position cytosine ribose methylation; wobble position uridine ribose methylation.
CAAUAGAGUUUGAAACCAUGAGCAGGAUAGAUAGAUAGAGCACAACAGAGUCAGAGAGGAAGCAAAGGGCUAGAGCCUAGAGGGUGGUGGAGGUGUCAACAAUGGACAUCACCGGCCUCAAAUCUCUCAACAUGGGAAACCCAUUUCGUUUUCGAUCAAAAGUUUCUCUUUUUCGUCCAUUAUUCACUUCACUUCACUUCAAACCCAUCACCCAUUUUUCACCUCGCCUCUGUUCCUUUUGUUCUCUCAAUGGGUCAGCUGAGACCAGCAAAGAAGGUUCUUUGCCCCAGGGUGUUGGAGGGGCAGUUAAGGAAGCAUCACAUUCCAGGAUUCUUCAGGUUGUGUUGGUUUCCCCUCAGAUUCCAGGAAACACCGGGUGCAUUGCUAGAACAUGUGCGGCAUCAGCUGUUGGACUACACUUAGUUGGGCCACUAGGAUAUAAAGUGGAUGAUACUAAACUAAAACGAGCUGGAUUGGACUACUGGCCAUAUGUGGUUGUUAAAAUUCAUAAUUCUUGGGAAGACUUUCGUGAUUACUUCAGGCAACAGGAGGGUGAAAAGCGGCUGCUAGCAUUUACAAAGAGGGGAACAAAAAUUCAUUCUGAGUUUUCCUACAAAAAAGGUGAUUAUCUUUUAUUUGGUGCUGAAACUACUGGCCUGCCACCUGAAGCCUUGUUAGACUGCAAGACUAAACCAUUUGGUGGUGGGACUCUGAAGAUCCCAAUGGUUGAAACUUAUGUCAGAUGUUUGAAUCUCUCAGUAAGCGUUGGCAUAGCUUUGUAUGAAGCUUCUAGACAACUAAACUACGAGCAGUUUCAGAUACCUUCAGAAACAUGUAUCCCUACUGAGGAAACACUUAUUACUGAAGACAUUCUUGCUUGAUUAUCUCUUUUUUCAAGUCAUCUUUGAGUAUUGUUUAUUUAUUGUGCUUGUCUCAUCCAGAACAAGGUCAUUAGUCCUAGUAAUAAUUGAAGAAUUGAAACA